AUGAACCAGCGCACUUAUAUUGGUCCAAGUUUUUUGGAGUUGGCCAAAGGGGCUGUGGACACAUUUCUGAAGUUCCGAGCUCGUGAUCCUUCUGCCAGGGCGCUGGACAGAUAUAUGCUGUUGACUUUCGAAGAUCCACCAAAGCAUAUCAAGGCUGGAUGGAGGGAGAGCCAAACUACUUUCAUGGAAGAAUUGAGGAACCUCAGGGCGACCGGUCUGACCAACACCGGCGCGGCUCUUGGCAAUGCGCUACACCUGCUGAAUGUGAACCGCCUGCAGAGUGGUAUUGACAAUUUCGGCAAUGGUCGCUACCCGUGCUAUUUGGAACCGGCCGUAAUUUUACUGAUCACUUGCGGCAGUUCUAUGACUUCCGGGAGCGACGUAAUAAGAGAGUUAGAAAUUCCGAAGUCACCGCUUCCUGGCAGUGAGUUGGUGGAUGAACCAUUUCGAUGGGACCAUCGGAUAUUUGCGCUGGUCCUACGUAUUGCCGGACAUCCUCCAAAGGUGUUUCCAACCAGUAGCAUUGUGCCAUCAGACAUUAGCCCAGUUGAUGCUAUGUGUGAAGUAACUGGAGGCAAGAAACUGGCGCUUUUUCAUAUUCUCUGUCGAAAGAGUCACAUCACUCGUUUAGGUCGCUCGUACUGCAUUUCGUCCCAACGUAUGCUGAUUCAGUGUUUGGAGUCGUUGGUGCAGAAGGUGCAGAGCGGCGUUGUUCUUUACCUGGAGAAAAUUGGCCCUGAUCCACCUGGCGUCGCAACUGAUGAAGCAGCCGGCUGCGCGCAAGGAACGCACAGGUCUACUGUCGUUGUCGCCAGUGACUCGAGGCCGAGCAGUCCUUCACCUUCGGAACCAGCAUGGUACAAGACAAGGAGAAUGAUCUACGUUCCUCGCGUAGGAUCUAGGGGAUAUGUGAUGAGUCACUGGCCAAUUCCGGAGCCGUUCAGACCGGAACCUGCUGGUUCAACGCUGCCCACACGGACGGCACAGCCGCACAUAAUGUUUAGGUGCUAUCCGUGCGAUCCGUUAGUUUUACCAGAUUUUCCAUUUGACAAGUACGAACUGGAACCGUCACCCUUGACGCAGUUCAUCCUUGAGAUGAAGCAACCGUCCGUUUGCUGGCAGGUUUUCGUUUGUAAAAGUUGCGUGAUAUCUGAACUGGGUGCACCUUUCGGUUAUAUGAAAGCAUCUUCCAGUCUUUCAUGCGUUAACCUUUUCAUCAUGCCUUACAAUUACCCACAUCUUUUUCAGCUGUUAGAGGAACUUCGCAAAAGUUUAAGCUGUAAACCAACGCAGUCUUGGAGGAUGAAAUUUGAGCAGUACCUGAAGUUGUUGCCACCGUACUACUUCCAGCCACUUAGAAAAGCACUGCUGCGAAUGGGCCUGGGGCGGGUGAUGCCGGAUGCAUGCGAAAACUAUCUCAGCUAUACUGUUUUGUCGUACAUCAGCAAGAUAAAGCAGCUGGCACAGGAAGAGUUCACGAAAAUCUGUCAGUCAGUUACCCAGUCUCGACCUCAUCCGGAGGCUAGAAAGCUGAUACAGAGUUUUCAAAGACCUUCCGUUUCGUCGAGCCGAACGAAGACUGAUGUGCAAAAAUCGUCUAAAUCUCUUGACGAUUCAGGCAAGACUUCGAAAUUUCACCCUGGCGAGUUUGCUAAUUUCCGAAUUCCUCUGCCCCCAUCCUCACCACCUAAGCCGGCUACUAGCAAUGGUAUUUUGCGUUGGAACGUCAGUCUGCUUGACACUUCUGAUAGGGACAUUCUGAAAGUGGUUUCACGAGCGAGGAAGAUCUUCGUUCUUCUUCAGGGCAGGAACGUGUCCAACGUACUUGGGCUGCGUCCAGUGCAUGCUGGCUCUGACGAAUUGCAUGAUUUGCCUGUGGCGGAGAUGGGUAAUUACCAGGAGUACUUGAAGCAGAUGCCACCACCUUUGCGAGAUAUCGAACCACCUCCUGUCAGGCAGCACGCGUUUGGAAACCCGUUCAAAGUGGACAAGGCAAGAUUUCAUACCGUUUCAAUAUUUUUGCAGAACAUAGUCGUCGGCGCGGCAGUUUUGGACCGUGGAAGCAAACCUUAG
Molecule: messenger RNA, 2073 nt
Organism: Soboliphyme baturini
Lineage: Eukaryota; Metazoa; Nematoda; Enoplea; Dioctophymatida; Soboliphymatidae
Source: the annotation of a GenBank genome assembly